This is a messenger RNA of Akanthomyces muscarius, 405 nucleotides long. RefSeq lists its product as uncharacterized. The transcript has 6 exons. The record is from RefSeq and is a predicted model, not a curated record. Bases 1 to 405 code for a protein of 134 amino acids. NCBI's taxonomy places the organism in Eukaryota, Fungi, Ascomycota, Sordariomycetes, Hypocreales, Cordycipitaceae.
AUGGGUUCAGGUUCCCUUGACACCAUCCGCAGCCGGAAGUGUAGAAAUGACGUUGCCUACUGCAAGUCAUGGUCUUCUUCCAUCUACACACCUCACUCCAACGACACUUCCUCCUAUCGUCUUGUGGAUGAAGCUUUAACAUACCGUGAACCCAACAACAGACAAGUGCAGCUGCUACAGGUGAAAAUGAUAAUCCUGAGAUCAAGUCGCUGUCCCUUGAUGACGAAUCUCAUUGUUAUCACGCUCAUCCAGCACUCUAGAGCUCCUUGCAUCAAAGAGAAAGAUCACACUCCGUCGCUCGCGUCAUGUUGGCAGCGCGAAUCCGAGUCUACCUCGACGACCAUGCUCCAAAGUUUCUCGGGAGCUUCCCGACCCUGGCUGGCGCAUAUGAAAACGGGCAAGUAA